UUUGUUUAUCGACUUGUGGUUUCAGGAGCGCUGAAAUGUUUGCCGCGAGAAAUGUUAAUUCACGUCUUGUGCUACACUGAAGAUCUGGAAAAUACGUGGUUGCAGCGGCCGGCCAGUGCGGAGUCGAAUUGCUCGUCGGGGCGACGCACGCUGUCACCUGCCUGCGCGGCGAGGCGGUGUGGGGCGGCGCUAACACGGACCGGGCGUCAGGAUGUCUGCAGAGGAGGCGCGCGCGGCGGCCGACCCGCGCCUGCAGCUGCUGCAGGAGAUGCGGCCGCACAGCCUCGACAUGAUCCGCUUCGCCUCCUACCGCACCGCCUGCAAGCUGCGCUACGUCCAGAAGAGGGCCAACCUGCAUGCAGUGGACAUCUGGAAUGUGAUUGAGGCUUUCCGUGAGAAUGGCCUCAACACCCUGGAGCCACAAACAGAAGUAAAUGUGUCACGGCUGGAGACACUUGUCUCAAGUUUGUACCACAAUCUCAACAAACGGUUGCCAGUAGCACAGCAGGUGCAUGUUGAGGCAUGCUCCAGCUUGUUGCUCAACUGGUUGUUGGCUGCUUAUGCUGUUGAGAAUGUUGGAAAGAUAAGAGUCUUCUCAAUAAAAGUGGCUCUUGCUACCAUGUGUGCUGGUAAACUUAUGGACAAAUUGAGAUAUAUAUUCUCUCAAAUAUCAGAUGGUAAUGGCCACAUGAUAGUCUGGAGGUUUUCAGAAUACUUGCAAGAGGUGCUGGCAUUACCCGCUGCUGUAUACGAGUCACCUUCAUUCAGUUAUUCAGAUGGGCUAGCAAAUUCCAUCUUUCCUGGGAGUGGCAAAGUGACUGUUAAUGAUUUCAUGGACACAAUGAUGUCAGAUCCUGGCCCUCCCUGCUUGGUUUGGCUGCCAUUACUGCAUAGGCUAGCAAGUGUAGAAACAGUUGUCCAUCCCAUGGCAUGUGAUGCAUGUCAGAGAGAAGGAUUUGCUGGGUUUCGGUAUCGCUGUCAGAAAUGUCACAGCUAUCAGCUGUGCCAGGAUUGUUUCUGGCGUGGACGAGUAUCUGGUCCCCAUACCAAUGACCAUGAAGUGAAAGAGUACACAACUUACAAGUCGCCUAGCAAGCAAAUAGGACAUUCCCUUCGUAAAUCUUUCCGUUGUGUUCCUGAAAAGGGAAGACCAAACAUCCCUCGUUUCCCAGAAGAACCAGAAAAGACGUUAAAUUUGUCGCAUAUAGUUCCUCCUUCUCCUCUGCCAUCUCAUAAUGGGUUCCCUGAGAGUUCAUUCACAUCCCCUUUUGAUGGCGGUUCAAUGGACAGCCGUUCGACAGUCCGGAGUGCUUUCUAUACAAGCAGCCCUGGAAAAUACACAUCUAGUCUUGACUCCACUCGUCUUGAUGAUGAACAUAGGCUCAUCGCAAGGUACGCUGCGAGAUUAGCUGCAGAAGCUAGAACAGUGCAACAAGGACGAGCAACGUCAGAAGGUAGCUUGAGUCUGGAUACAUCACAGGCACAGAGAGAGUUGAUCAGUCAGCUGGAAGCCAAGAACCGCGAGAUCAUGCGCGAGAUUGCAAGGUUAAGGCGGCAGCAAGAACUGGAGGCUGCUGGUGGUGGCAGUUCAAAUAGUGCUGCAGGUGAGGAGAACCCCGCACUUGUGGCAGAGCUGAGGGCACUACGGCAGCGCAAGGAAGAACUAGAAACACAUCUUGGUGUGCUCCAGGACUCACGUAGGCAACUUAUGGUUCAACUGGAGGGCCUUAUGAAACUACUGAAGAAUCACCAAGCUUCACCACGCUCCACACCAAAUUCAUCUCCACGUUCAACAAAAUCACCCCCACUACCACCUGGCGCUGGUGCUCCAUCAUCAAGGUCAGCCCCUCCAACUCCUGGUGGCCAGCUUCAGCCUACCAUGAUGUCCUCACUUGGUUCAGGAGCUGAUUCUCUCACAGGUGUUGGGGGAGAUGUAAGAUCAGCUUUUGGAGCAUCCUCAGGAUCAUCUACAUCAUCUUUGGCUGGGUCAACAAACAAUUCUGGAACAACAAACAGCAGUAGUCGAAGCCUUCGCAAUGACUUGCUAGUAGCAGCUGAUUCUGUUACAAAUGCCAUGUCCACACUUGUCAGGGAACUAAACUCCGAAGGCUCAGACCAAGAGGAUGGAGAUGACAACAUCAGAAAACCUUUAGAUUUUGAAACUGAAGAUGGUGAGUCAGAUGGAACAAGCAACACAGCUGCUUUGUGGAGGGAGGAAAUACGGAAGAGAUAUGAGCAGGAAUCCCAGUUCAUUGCUGAGCUCCGAGCCAGGAAUCUGGGAAAUGGUCAAGAAUUUGAGGAGAAGGCAUCAAAUGAAGCAAAAGGUGCGGGUGAUGAGUCUGACUAUGAACAACGACAAAAUGCCUUGCGCAGGAGAGCAAGCGGCCUUACAGACGAUGACAGCUAUAAGGAAGAUGAUGACUCGUACAUUCGUACAGAUGACGAUGAUGGUGGUUCAACAGAUUGGGAAGAAGCCAUGAAACGUUGGGUCAAUCGAUAAGAGUUCAGUUUUUAGAAAUAUUCUUUCGAAUUGUUCAGUUGCUCUCUUGGAACAAAAAUGUGUGUACAUCAUAUUGAUAAUGACUGCUGUAAAGCUGGUAUAUCACAGAUACAAAGUAAGCUUCUGAGAUUACAUAUCCGCUGCUGAAAGCACAAUGCGUCAACAGUGGUAUAAAAAAAGUUCUUUCAGCUGAAAUGUAAUAUGACACAUUCUGGAAAGGCACAACACUUUUAAUUGGUCUGUUCAGUGAGGAUAUUAAUAAGACAUUUUAAGUUUAUUCAUAAUUUUGUGCCUCACUGAAAUUAAUUUUUUUUAGUGAAUGGUGCUGUCUGAGACAAGAUAAAGCACUAUCUUUCACACAUGCAUAUCAGUAUACACCUAUCAUUUAUUUUAGUUACAGUAAAAGAGGGAGCAAUGUAAAGGGCACCAAUAGUGAACUCUCUGCAGUUAGUACUUUUGGCAAUGAAACUGAGGGUUCUGCCAGUCCGAAUAGAUUAAAAUAGAAAUAGACGCAAAAUACAUUCUCUGAAAUAUUUUCUAAAGAACAUGUCCAUUUAGUCAGCACUGUGUGCUAGGAAUAAUGGUUUGAUAUUAUUAGGUGCUAGUAAUCUCACUUUCCUAUACUGAAUAUUUGUUUAGUUAACAAGAUGAUCACAACAGAUCAUUAUUAAUUAUUACGAAAAUAUGUUACAUGACACUGAACUAAUGUGGGCAUUGCUGAUGCUUGCAUUUUUUUAAUAUAUUUGAGCAACACGUUGAUCACACAAAUAAUGUUAUAUAAAUGAUAUGAAGCAUGACCUUUUUAUAUCUUAAUGAGUGACAAAUCAUCAUAGUUAAGUUGCCUCCAGACUCAGGUAUAUGAAAGUGAUUUAAACUGGUUAAUAAAAAUCAAAUAAAAUAGGAAGGAAGACCAAUUACACAUUCACGACUGCACCUAUUUCCUUUCGGUAACAGAGCAAGAAAUACAUACCUUUUAUUCUAAGUUCUCGGUACAUGAAUUCUACAUUAGAAGAAGCUAGUGUCACCAUGGUGUGGGGAAGUACUGACACAAUUGUGAACAUCGAUGUGCUUACUCUCCAAGGUGCAGUCAAAAAACUGUGAAAUGUCUCAAAAAAGACUUGCGUGCCUCACCCUGAUGCAUACAGGUUAUUGCCGAGUGAAACAUACAGAGAUGAUUGUUAUAUAAUUUCAGGUGAUACUGUUGAAGAGCAGUAGGUUAAGUUGUAAACAUUUUGCUGUGCAAUAGAAAUGCCAUACAAACAAGAGAAACUUUAGUGGAUACAAAUCCAGUUCCUAAGACAUUUCAUUAUUUAAACUAUAUGAUGGAUUCACCACUAAGAUCAAAUACUGCGAAAAAAAUCAAUUCUUGGGAAUAUCCUUGUCCACAUUACAAACUUGGAGCAAUGAAAGCUAUUACGGGCAUGUUUCAUACUCUUCUCCAUUAUUGAAAGAAAAUUUUAUUUUUCGAUCCAUAGCUAAGACUACAGAAAAAUAUUAUGGGCAGUUUUUCCACUUCUUCUUACAAGACACUCUUUAUGCAGAUAGAUCAGUAUUUCCUCACUGCAUCCUUCCUGCUCAAACUGAAACACACUAAUAACUUAUUUCAUAAAUCGUUCUACUCUGACUGCACUAUCCUCAAUAUUGUGUGGGGAACCUAGCACCAAUAAUGGAUCUAGGAGAAUGGGCAAUGUAGAAUGGACUUCAUAUAACACUCUAUUUUUUGUAUAAAUGAGGUAAAACACAAUGCAAAUUAACACCUGAGUUUUGUUACAUGACAGAAACAAAAAUGUGUAAGUGAACGGAAGACACACACAAAGGCAACAUAAUUAACAGCCUGUACAUAAUGAAGGUGAAUUUUGAAAUAUGUUAAUCUGCAGUUUUGCCUCUGAAAAUUGAAAUAUGAAUAAAGGUAAAUUGGCACAAAAUACUGGUCAGAUUUGAGCACCUGUCUAUUUAAGUAAAUUUCAUGUUGCUAGAGUCUGCGAAGUGUACAGAUGUCUACAUAAAAUUGUUCUUUUGGGUAAAAAUUUAUUCACUUUUUUGCUGUUAAUCAUUUACUUAAAAAAAAAAGUUCUCGAGGUGUCAGCUAUACAUGUACACAAAUACUUCUAAUUGUGUGGAAGUUGUUUACAUCUCAAUUUAUGGCUUAGUUCAAUUACUAGGACAUUAAUGAAUUUGGGCCUAAUUGUUAAUUUCAGUGUCUAUACCAUGUAAAGAACCUUUAUUUUAAAAAAAGUUGUCGAGCUAAAAAUUUUUUUCAUUUGGUCAAUUCAAUGCUCUUCUGCCGUAUGAAUGGCCUUCAAAACUGAUUUUAAUAUUUCUUUGGGCUCCAAAGAGCCAGAGGUUUAAUUCUUGUUUCUGCUAAAGCAGCUGAUUGCACACAACAGGAAAGGCAUGAUGGGUACUCUCCAACAUCGACAUAUAUGUUACAGGUUUUGUUUGCUUUGUAUAAUACUUUUCAAAACACUUCUCCUCUUAGUAGUAUGUGGCACACUAAGGUUGGGUAGUUCCUGAUUUCAUGGCUUACAGUAAAAAUAAAUUUACAGCUGCAAGGCAGUCCAGGAGAGGGACCUUUCAAUUUAUUCAUGUGCACCAACCUGAUUUACUACAGGGAAGGUAAUAUAGGUGUACACGAGAAGAAAGAAUGGAUUAAAACUACGAACUGUGAAGCUUUGUAUAGUUUGUCAGUCAAUCAUACUGGCAUGUAGAUCUAUAAAAAUGUAAAUAUAUAUAUAUAUAAAUGUAAGAUCUGUGUAAUUGCUUUGUAGAUUGUAUCUGCACAUGACGAACUAUUAUAUGUAACAAUCCUCUACACUGUUACCAGUCCAAUUUACUGUAAGUGUAAACUGUAUUAUAUAAUGGCACUAUUUUAUUGUGGAUGGUGUAAAAUAUAUUUUAAAAUGGAAAAA
Schistocerca gregaria is the source of this 5409-nucleotide messenger RNA. RefSeq names its product dystrobrevin beta. Lineage: Eukaryota; Metazoa; Arthropoda; Insecta; Orthoptera; Acrididae. Gene Ontology annotation, cellular component: synapse; plasma membrane. The record is from RefSeq and is a predicted model, not a curated record. Gene Ontology annotation, biological process: synaptic signaling. Gene Ontology annotation, molecular function: zinc ion binding.